AUGAGGAUCCUGAUAACAUCUGACAAUCAUCUUGGAUUUAAGGAGAAUGACCCAAUAAGAGGGGACGAUAGCUAUCGUGCGUUUGAGGAGAUACUGAUGAUUGCAAAUGAAAAGAAAGUUGACAUGAUAUUGCAGGGAGGAGAUCUAUUCCACGAUAACAGACCAUCGCGAGGAUGUCUCAGCAAAACGGUUGGCCUUUUUAGAAAGUAUUGUUUUGGAGAGAAGCGAUCUGAGCUUAAGUCUAAUGUGCGUUUGAAUACAGAGGAUCCAAGCAUCAGCGUAUCUAUCCCUGUUGUGAUUAUUCACGGGAACCACGAUGAUCCAAGCGGAGUUGACAUGGUUUCACCGAUUGAUAUAUUAGAGAGUGCAAAGCUUGUGAAUUAUAUAGGAAAGCACGGGCGCCUGGAUGUUAUAGAAAUAGUACCAUUGCUGAUGGAGAAGGAAGGGAAGGUGGCGGUGUAUGGAUUAGGCCAUAUUAAGGAGAGGAGAUUGUACAAGAUGUUUGCUGAAGGGAAAGUUUUGUUUCAGAAGCCAGCUGAUGAUGAAGGAUGGUAUAAUAUUCUUGUUGUGCAUCAGAACAGAGUUGUAAGGGAGAAGGGGCAGAUUAGUGAGAAGCUUGAGGAAGGGUUUUUUGAUCUUAUAGUGUAUGGGCAUGAGCAUGAGAGUUUGAUAAGCAAGUGCAAGGGGAGAAGUAUGGUGAUACAGCCGGGAUCUACUGUAAGAACAUCGUUUCUUGAAGCAGAAUGUUAUGACAAAUAUAUAUAUGUGUUGGAUGUUGAUAGGGAUGUGGCAGUAGAGCAAAUAAAGCUGCGUAGUGUAAGGCCGCUGGCGAUUGGGAAUUUGAAGAUCGAAGGAAAGCAGAAUGCAGAGGAAAUUGUGGAGGCGAAAGUGAAGCAAAUGCUUGGCAGGCUAGGCAAUGACGAUCGGUGUGCAGAAAGCAAGGUUUAUAGAGAAGAAAGUGCAAAAAGAAGUAGAUAUGAGGGAUUUGAACCAAAUAGGAUCGCGAUUGUAAGGAGCAUCUCUUUGAUUGAGAAGGACGGAUCAUCUGGCGCUGUGAAUGAUUUUCCGCUUGUAAGAUUAAGGGUUGAGAUUGGCGAAGGAUGUGUGGUGAAUAGACAUAAGGUGAGCGAUUUGCUGAGGAACAUGAUUGCGAAUCCUCAAGAUGCAAUAAGUUUGGUUAGAAAGUCUCGAGAUGGUAAUGAAUCAAAGGUACAUGCAAGAGGAGAGAAGAUUGGGAUAGCACAAAUACUUGAGGAUUGUCUCAAGAAUGUGGAGUUUGGUAUACUCAGCAAAUCAAGGUUUUGUGAAAGCUUAGAUGACUUUGUGAAAGGAGACAGGGAGGCAUUUGGCACGAUGAUUAGGAAUGGAAUUGAAAGGAUUGUGGGUCUGGUUGAUUAUUCUUCUGUUAUGAGUGAGGAUUUAGAGUCUGUGAUGAAGAAAAUCAGUCAAGAGCAGGACAAGAACAUAGUGAUUGAUAGCUUAAAUGAUGAGCCUAGACAAAGCGAGGAUAGAAGUAUAAUUGAUCCUGAUGAAUGCAAAUGGAUAUCUGGAGUUGAAGUAGGGAAGACUGGCGAGGAGUGCUUGAGAAGGGAAAUAAAGAAGGAUAGGGAUGAGUCAGGUACAGAUGGAUCGUUUUCGUUUUCCAAGUAUGGUUAA
This is a messenger RNA of Ordospora pajunii, 1656 nucleotides long. RefSeq names its product putative calcineurin-like phosphoesterase. NCBI's taxonomy places the organism in Eukaryota, Fungi, Microsporidia, Ordosporidae. Gene Ontology annotation, cellular component: site of double-strand break; nucleus; Mre11 complex. The transcript has a single exon. The coding region runs from base 1 to 1656 and encodes 551 amino acids. Gene Ontology annotation, biological process: mitochondrial double-strand break repair via homologous recombination; double-strand break repair via homologous recombination; telomere maintenance. The record is from RefSeq and is a predicted model, not a curated record. Gene Ontology annotation, molecular function: single-stranded DNA endonuclease activity; manganese ion binding; 3'-5'-DNA exonuclease activity.